AUGAUUCUGGACAUCAGCUCCGCAGCUUUCUGCUGUGCUACGGGGAUCAGGCAGCUGCAGAGGGAGAUGCCAUUGGAAAACAUGGUGCGGCCAGCUGGUGUCUCCUGGGAGAGUGAUGAAGCUGGGUUUGCCAAGGUGGCUGUUGCCAUUGAUAGGGACAAGAGUAGCCAGACUGCUCUGAAGUGGGCUUUGGAUAAUCUGGUGCACCGCGGCCAGAGCAUCACUCUGGUUCAUGUUAACACUAAGGGAAAGGAUGAGGCAGCCACUGCGCAGGCCAGGGACCUGUUUAUUCCCUUCCGCUGCUUCUGCACCCGAAAAGAUAAGCUGGGAAUCAGCUACAGUCUCUUAACUUGUUCACAGGUGAAAUGCAGCGACAUAAUCCUCGAAGACAGAGAUAUAACGAAAGCCAUCAUCGAAUUCCUGUCACAAGCUGCCAUAGAAAAGCUGGUCGUCGGAGCCCAACCAAAAGGAGGAUUUGUCAGAUUGAAGAGUAGCAGCGAUGUUCCGAGCAGCAUUUCUAAGAGCGCGCCUGACUUCUGCUCUGUAUACGUUAUUUCGAAAGGAAAGGUGGCUUCGGUGCGCAAUGCUGUUAGGCCGCCACCAGUCUCUUCUGUUCGAGAGGAAGUACAUGCACAAGCGAGUUUCAAGCCCAAAGUCACGGAAAGGCCUCCACGUGAUGACUCCUUUAGUGAGGAAAGGGAAACAAUAAGGUCACCAUUCACUCGACCUGGAGCAAACCAGAGAUCAUAUAUGGAAAUCUCAGUGCCAGAAAUCGAUAUAUCAUUUGUGAGCUCAGAAACAUCAUUUCCCAGCUCUAGCUCUGGAAGGCCAAGUUUUGAUCGCCCCCCCUUACACCCAAUGCCCUCCAAUUCAUCAAACAUCUUGGAACCUAGCUCCAAUUUCAUGGGAACACCAAUUAGAAUAGACAAACAUGUCGGCUCCUUCACUGACCACUCCUGCUUACAAGACCUUCAAAACAUGGAAGAUAUGGAAGCUGAGAUGAAGAGAUUGAGAUUAGAACUGAAGCACACUAUGGACAUGUACAGCAAUGCCUGCAGGGAAGCAAUCACAGCCAAGCAGAAGGCAAUGGAGCUUCACCGGUGGAAGAUGGAGGAAGAGAACCGCUUAGAAAAAGCAAAGCUUGCUGAAGAGACUGCACUGGCUAUGGCUGAGAGGGAGAAAGCAAAGGCCAAAGCUGCCAUAGAGGCAGCCGAGGCGUCGAAAAGAAUUGCAGAGCUUGAAGCAAGGAAGAGAAUUGAUGCAGAGAUGAAGGCGGUGAAGGAAACAGAGGAGAAGAACAGAGCAUUGAGUGCAUUGCAUAAUGACAUUUACAGGUAUCGGAAGUACUCCAUAGAAGAGCUUGAGUUGGCCACCAACCGCUUCGCAGAUAGCCGGAAGAUUGGAGGUGGAGGCUACGGUCCACUGUACAUAGGCCAACUGGAUCACACAACGGUAGCCAUCAAGGUUCUACGUCCCGAUUCUUCCCAAAGUAGAUUACAAUUCGAGCAAGAGGUUGAAAUCUUGAGCCGAGUGAGGCAUCCAAACAUGGUUCUCCUCCUUGGCGCAUGCCCUGAGUAUGGCUGCCUCGUCUACGAGUACAUGGCCAAUGGAAGCCUCGACGACCGCCUCUUCCGGCGAGGAAACACGGCGCCGUCUAAGGAUAUGUUUAUGGAAAAAAAGAAAAACGGCAAGAUAGUCUACACCUUCCUACAGACCAGCCGCAGAAGGAAUGCGAUAGGAGCCCUUCUAAAACGGCAGAAGAAGCAGGAGAUCCACGCUGUGAUUCAGCGAAAGGAGCAGGGAAUCCAGCGAAAUCCUCGCCCGUCCUCCGAUGCGAUCUCAUCGCUGCUUUCCUUCGCUGAAAUCACGGCCCUACUCGGUGUCUUCGUGCAAGGGAUCGCGGUUGCGGUUUAUUCCAUCUACUUCAAAUGA
This is a messenger RNA of Phalaenopsis equestris, 1932 nucleotides long. RefSeq names its product U-box domain-containing protein 52-like. Gene Ontology annotation, biological process: protein phosphorylation. Lineage: Eukaryota; Viridiplantae; Streptophyta; Magnoliopsida; Asparagales; Orchidaceae. The record is from RefSeq and is a predicted model, not a curated record. Bases 1 to 1932 code for a protein of 643 amino acids. Gene Ontology annotation, molecular function: ATP binding; protein kinase activity. The transcript has 8 exons.